Fusarium sp. VM40 is the source of this 642-nucleotide messenger RNA. The record is from the annotation of a GenBank genome assembly. NCBI's taxonomy places the organism in Eukaryota, Fungi, Ascomycota, Sordariomycetes, Hypocreales, Nectriaceae.
AUGGAUUUCACCUUAUUCUCAGGCGUGCCUGAUCAACCAUCUCUGCCUUCUGAUCCAUGUUCAGAGCCUUUUAGUCUUGCAGCUGUCGCGGGCCCUGAUGUCUGGCGAACACCUACCUGUGCUGGAGGUCGUGACGAUUUUAACGGCCCAAUCUACGCAACGCCACUAGCCCUUGGCUCUUUCAAGAAUGCCAAGGUAACAAUUCAUGGCGACUUCGACACUCCGUAUUCGCAAGGCGGUCUUAUCUUGUUCAUGCCCAAUUCCCUUGUUACGGACAUUGCUGGGAGGAAGAGCCUAGAGAAGUCGCCUGAUACGUGGAUUAAGGCUGGAAUUGAACGUGUCGACGGCCAGCUCUUUGCUUCUGUCGCUGCCGGUAAGCCUUACUCUGACUGGAGUCUUGUCAAGCUUGAUCAAAAUCGCGCGACGUUCGAGAUGGAGAAGUCAAAGGGCUCUUUGUGGAUCUACGUUACAGGGUCUGGUGGACAGAGGACACCUGUGAGGAAGUUGACGUGGGUGUUUGAUACUGAAAGGGAGGAGUGUAUCUGGGUUGGUGUUACCGCGUGUAUGCCCAAGGGCGAUGGAAGUGAGAAUGGAGGAUCAUUGAAAGUUCAGUUCUCCGACUUCUCGAUCAAGACUGAAUAG